This is a messenger RNA of Anguilla anguilla (European eel), 1295 nucleotides long. Its product is annotated as SH3 and cysteine-rich domain-containing protein 3-like. Lineage: Eukaryota; Metazoa; Chordata; Actinopteri; Anguilliformes; Anguillidae. The record is from RefSeq and is a predicted model, not a curated record. The transcript has 14 exons. Gene Ontology annotation, biological process: positive regulation of voltage-gated calcium channel activity; positive regulation of protein localization to plasma membrane; skeletal muscle contraction. Gene Ontology annotation, molecular function: protein binding. Gene Ontology annotation, cellular component: extrinsic component of cytoplasmic side of plasma membrane. Bases 156 to 1199 code for a protein of 347 amino acids.
CGUGCCAGUCCUGUGCUGACCCUCACAGAGACAGCAGUCCACUGGCCAGCGAGGACCCCUCCGGACACGUAAGACCCACGAUCGAGUUGCUGGCCCCAGAAUAGACGCCGCUUUGUUGCGAGCUGUCCCAGAAGAAGGCUGGUCCUCGGUGAACCAUGGCCCAGUACGACCAGCUGGACGAUAAGGACUCUCUGGACAUCCAUGACAACCCGCCAGCUCCGGACAACGUGGUGAAAGAGGAGGACAACACGGUGUACUUCAUCUACGACGAAGAGGUUGAGGAAGAGGAGAAGGAGGAGCCCCCCCCCGCCGAGCCGGUGAAGCCGGUGAACGACAAGCCGCACAAGUUUAAGGACCACUACUGCAAGAAGCCCAAGUUCUGCGACGUGUGCGCGCGCAUGAUCGUCCUCAAUAACAAAUUUGCUCUGAGAUGUAAGAACUGCAAGACCAACAUCCACCACCAGUGCCAGUCCUAUGUGGAGUUCCAGAGGUGCUUCGGGAAGAUCCCUCCUGGUUUCAGACGGGCCUACAGCUCUCCUCUCUAUAGCAGCCAGCAGAAUGCCACCGUGAAAGAGCUGCUGCCAUUCUCCCAGUCCAACCGCACGGACCCUGUGUUCGAGACGCUGCGCAUCGGGGUCAUCAUGGCCAACAAGGAGCGCAAGAAGGGCUCGGAGGACAAGAAGAACAUGAUGAUGAUGAUGAUGGAGGAGGAGGAAGCCCAGCAGCCCAAAUCAGAGGAAGGGGGUGGGGAGGGCGCAAACCCGGAAGGGGAUAAGAAAGGAGACAAAACGACAGCAGAUGACAAGAGUAAGAAGCCUCAGCCUGGGAAGCUUGGCGUGUUUUCUCAGUCCCAUUACUAUCUGGCUCUGUACCGCUUCAAGGCCGUAGAGAAAGACGACCUGGAGCUCCAUCCUGGAGACAGGAUCACAGUGAUUGAUGACUCUAAUGAGGAGUGGUGGAGGGGCAAAAUCGGGGAGAAGACCGGCUUCCUGCCCGCCAACUACAUCAUCCGCGUGCGCGCGGGCGAGAGGGUGUACAAGGUCACGCGCUCCUUCGUGGGAAACCGGGAGAUGGGGCAGAUCACGCUCAAGAAAGACCAGAUCGUUGUGAAAAAGGGGGAGGAGGUGAAUGGGUAUCUGAAAGUCAGCACCGGGCGGAAGCUGGGUUUCUUUCCCGCCAACCUGCUGCAAGAGAUCUGACCCCCCUGGACUGGAACCAAAACCUGAACCUGAACCUCUGACCCCCUGGACUGGAACCAAAACCUGAACCUGAACCUCUGACCCCUGGACUGGAAC